CACACACAUGUACACACCACGUAUACGUCUAGUAGGAUGAGAGCUUAGCAAGCUGUGUGAUUAUUUGUUAUCACUCCAACUGUAUGUGUGACACUCAAGAUAAGCGGGUCAAAAAUCACCGAUAGGCUUGAGAAAGAAAACCGGAAAUAGGAAUUUCACAACGGACAAGCGUGUCACCGUGUGGUUUGUUUACAUUUAAUUCAACAGUAUGUUGACUUCGGAGCCGAUGUUCGUCUUUGCUGAAAUGACGGUUUCUCAUACUCUAUGAUGCGGACAUGGCAAUGACGGAGUGUUGGAACGAUACAUAUCUCGCCUUGGUAUAUAGUGUUUGACUACAAAGACCUUAAUCUCGCGGGAAGAUCAUUGGAUUUUAAUCAUGUCGAAAACGAAGAAAACUAGCAGGUCGUCUUUAAAAGACGCAAAUGACGUCGACGAGCUUCAGCCAUUGACAUUCACCGGAAGUCAAUUCACAAACGACGUCUUCGACGAAGCGUUAUCUGUUGAAGAGAUAGAGAAAAACAACAAGCAAUCAUCGGGAACUGAUACGGAUCCUUGGGAACGAAACAGCGGGUCGAACAACAUGGAAGAGAAGAAGAAUUAUGCGAAAGCCACCCAUAAGCCUAAGCUUUCUCGUGUAUUGUCUUUUGAAGAUCCAGAAGUUCGAUGUGGCUUUGGACCGUAUAAACCGGAUGUGUUGCAGAAAUUUAACAACCCCAAGUGUCUUCUGGCUUUUCUUUCAUUCUUCGCUUUCAUCCAAGGUUUUGUUGUAAAUGGCAUUAACAAUGUGAAUACAACGACUAUAGAGCGACGCUUCGGUCUACCGAGUUCAAAGGUCGGCAGUAUCUCUAGUGCCUACGACGUGUCGGCAGCUAUAAUUGGAUUAAUUAUUAGCCACCUCGGAUCGGGCCGGAACAAGCCGAAGUAUCUCUCGUUAGCGGCCGGAAGUAUGGCGAUAGGAUCAUUCGUGAUGACUCUACCACACUUCACCAAUGGGCUUUAUCUAUGGGGUGAAAAUACCAGGGGAACAUGCAGUGAGAUGACGGAGCCUAACACAUGCAACACAGACGAUAGUUUGCAGAAUUACUUGUACGUAUUUCUCCUGGGUCAAGCAUUACACGGAGUGGGCGGAACAACACUCUAUAUUGUGGGCGUGUCUCUAAUGGACGACAGUGUCCCAGCAACGUCGUCUCCCAUGUAUAUCGGAAUAUUUUACUCCUUCGCUACGUUUGGACCCGCCCUUGGAUACAUUAUCGGGGGUCAGAUGCUGAAUGUUUAUGUCGACUUUAACGAGCCAGAAGGUAACAGCGGGAAAUUGACACCGGGUGACCCUCGAUGGGUCGGAGCAUGGUGGGUGGGAUUCUUGGUGGCCUCCCUGGUGAUGGUAUCGGUGGCAAUUCCCAUUGCAGCUUACGGCGUAGAAUUACCAGCCGCCAAAAAAGUAAGGGAUACACGUGUGUCCCAGAUGCAUAAUGAUCAGAUGAUUGAUUCCAAGAGUAAAGAAGAGAUAGGGAGUUCUCUAAAAGAUCUGCCUCAUUCCUUUUGGAUCCUUUUGACCAACCCUGCAUUCACUCUCAUCACAUUAGCGGGAGCAGCUGAGGGCCUGUCAACAUCCGGUUUUGCUACAUUUAUGCCGAAAUUAAUUCAGAACCAGUUCGGUACUACGGCCGCCUGGGCUUCCAUACUUGGCGGUAUUGUCGCAGUCCCUGGAGCAGCAGGGGGCCAGUUUGUGAGUGGAUAUCUAUGUAAACGUUUAAAUCUCAAAGUUAGGGGGAUGUUGCGUUUCAUCAUCAUCGUGUGUAUCCUAGCAACAGUCCUCGAUUUUUGUGUCUGGAUGCGAUGUAGCCAGGAGACAAUAGUUGGCGUCAAUAUGCAAUAUUCCACUGGCUAUACGGAGAAGCUUCCAAACCUUCAAUCACAAUCCUGUAACUACAACUGUUCAUGUUCGUCAGAGUUCUAUCAACCCGUAUGUAGUGAUCAGCACGUUCAAUACUUCUCUCCCUGUCACGCCGGUUGUCAUGGAUACGUUGACGACGGAUCGAAAUUUACCAACUGCUCCUGUGUUGCUCAGUACGUGGGAUACGUGCCAAAUAAUUCAACCACCGUUGUAACUAAUGGCAGAUGUCAGGAGUCCUGUCUUCUCCUUUAUAUAUUCCUUCCCGUCUUGCUCUUUGCCAUCUUCUUCCGGUUUGCACAGUCACCUCCAGCGCUGUCUGUGACCCUGAGAUGUAUACAUGACAAGCAGCGAACGUUUGCUCUGGGUAUUCAGUGGUUCGUCGUGCGACUGUUGGGAACGGUACCGGGCCCUAUAAUGUUUGGCAGUGUAAUAGACAGUACCUGUCUGGUUUGGCAGGAGAAAUGCGGAGAGAAGACUUCGUGUUGGAUAUAUGACAAUGCUCUACUUAGUCGCAAUUUCUUCAUAAUAUUGUUUGCAGUGAAAAUCACCACCAGUAUAUUAUUUGUCAUUGCCUAUAAACUUUACAAACCUCCCGUAGAAAAAUCAGUUUCUUAUGUUGUACCUAAUGGGACGAAAUCGACGAUAUCUGCAAAUGAAGACCAUAGCAGCAGUAAUGAAUCAGAUGUUUUUGACCAUCAAAGUACCGUAACAGUAUUAUAGCGAAAUAUUAAACUCCUGUCUUAACUUAUAACAUCAGCACCAAUAGUAAACGGUGCUUCUGUCAUCUCUAAUUACAUCAGAACCAAUAGUAAACAGUGCUUCUGUCAUUACUAAUGACAUCAGCACCAAUAGUGAACAGUGCUUCUGUCAUUACUAAUGACAUCAGCACCAAUAGUGAACUGUGCUUCUGUCGUUACUAGUAACAUCAGCACCAAUAGUGAACUGAGCUUCUGUCGUUACUAGUAACAUCAGCACCAAUAGUGAACUGAGCUUCUGUCAUUACUAAUGACAUCAACACCAAUAGUGAACUGUGCUUCUGUCGUUACUAGUAACAUCAGCACCAAUAGUGAACUGAGCUUCUGUCGUUACUAGUAACAUCAGCACCAAUAGUGAACUGUGCUUCUGUCGUCACUAGUAACAUCAGCACCAAUAGUGAACUGAGCUUCUGUCGUUACUAGUAACAUCAGCACCAAUAGUGAACUGAGCUUCUGUCAUUACUAAUGACAUCAACACCAAUAGUGAACUGUGCUUCUGUCGUUACUAGUAACAUCAGCACCAAUAGUGAACUGAGCUUCUGUCAUUACUAAUGACAUCAACACCAAUAGUAAACGGUGCUUCUGUCAUUACUAAUAACAUCAGCACCAAUAGUAAACGGUGCGUCUGUCAUUACUAAUAACAUCAGCACCAAUAGUGAACUGAGCUUCUGUCAUUACUAAUGACAUCAACACCAAUAGUAAACGGUGCUUCUGUCAUUACUUAUAGCAUCAGAGCCAAUAGUGAACUGUGCUUCUGUCAUUACUAAUAACAUCAGAGCCAUUAGUAAACGGUGCUAUUGUCAUUACUAAUAACAUCAGCACCAAUAGUAAACGGUGCGUCUGUCAUUACUAAUUACAUCAACACCAAUAGUAAACGGUGCUUCUGUCAUUACUAAUAGCAUCAGAGCCAAUAGUGAACUGUGCUUCUGUCAUUACUAAUAACAUCAGAACCAUUAGUAAACGGUGCUACUGUCAUUACUAAUAACAUCAGCACCAAUAGUAAACUGUGCGUCUCAUUACUAAUAACAUCAGCACCAAUAGUGAACUGUGCUUCUGUCAUUACUAAUAACAUCAGAGCCAUUAGUAAACGGUGCUAUUGUCAUUACUAAUAACAUCAGCACCAAUAGUAAACGGUGCGUCUGUCAUUACUAAUUACAUCAACACCAAUAGUAAACGGUGCUUCUGUCAUUACUAAUAGCAUCAGAGCCAAUAGUGAACUGUGCUUCUGUCAUUACUAAUAACAUCAGAACCAUUAGUAAACGGUGCUACUGUCAUUACUAAUAACAUCAGCACCAAUAGUGAACUGUGCUUCUGUCAUUACUAAUAACAUUAGCACCAAUGGUAAACGGUCUUUCUUUCAUUGCAAAUAACAUCAGCGCCAUAUUCUUACUUACUUAUUGACCAAAGGAAGUUGAAAUUUAGUCGGUGCUAUGUCAUAAAUGUAUUUUUCCAUGUACAUAUUUUAAGAACGGAUAAUCAUUUUUGCUGAUUCUUUGACAGUAUCUUGAUAAACAAGUGCCCAAAAUGUUUUUUAGUAGUCAUUCCCACAGAAAUAUUCUAUUGUAGUAUCAAAUGUAUGUCAUCCUAUAACACAACGAACUUAUCCAAAAAUCAACGCUAAUUGCUGAAAGGUUCAGAGAUGAAUAACGCUUUCAAUUCAAAUUUAGAUUUAGACACAGUAGAGCCAAAGGUUAAAUGAAAUACAAUCAUUUCAGUCUUUUAGGAUUAUUUAAGACGAAGAAAAAUCUAGUUCAACAUAACAGGUUGUAAUUUUUCAAUACUGUAAAUGUGUUAUAAUAUACAUGUUAUCUCAUCAAAUAAUAUAAAGCAGAAAAAGUGGAUCGCAUGACACAUUACUUAGAAGUGAUGUAUUACUUAGAAGUGAUGCACUACUUAGAAGUAAUGUAUUACUUAGAAGUGAUGCACUACUUAGAAGUGAUGUAUUACUUAGAAGUUAAGGCAUUAAUGUGUUUUUGUUAGAUAUGUAAUAUUAGUAAUAGAUGGAAAAAAUAGAGAAAUGAUGACAAACAUUAUGCUAAUAUGUUUACUUAGUAGGUAUGUUGUUAUGGUUUUAUUGUUAUAAGAAUGAGUAGAGUGUUUAAAUCAAACUAUUUUAAGUUUAUCUAAUUACUAUUUGUGCUGUUUUGUUUAUUUAAUGAAAUUUGUUAUUGUGCUUGAUUGAUUAUUCCCUCACAUUCCAGAAAUACAAUAAGGAUAUACAUAUCAAUGCAUUUGGUACUAGCUAAACAAAAGAAAAAUUGUAAGUAAAUUUCUGUAGAAUUUUUAUAUUAUCUUAUGAUGUAAUCAGUUUUGUUAUGAAUGGUGACGCAAAUCGAUGUAUAUGGAAAUAAUAAUCGCUGGUGUUGAAAAAUAGAAAUAUACUAAUGUCUUUCUUUGUUUCAAUGUAUAUAUAUUUUCUAUAAAUAUAUAUGAUGGGUUAUAAUAAAGAGGCAGCUCAAUAAACAACUGUGCUAGUAAUCGGCCAUUUAACCAAUCUUUCUUCUGUACAAUUUUAUUUUAUAUUUCAUUUAUCAGAAUUAGCAGCCGAACAUAUCCAAAAUACACGUGGUAAAGUAUGUUGGAUACCAACAAAGUGCGGAAAUAAAUUCCAAAAUGAUCGAAAAUAUUCUUCCAAGAGCCUAACCGACAUUUAUAUUUGAAACAAUGUAAAGUUAGUGUUACUUCUAAAAAUUAUAAUUGUUUUCUGCUAAAAAAAAAACCCACUUUUUUAAUUGAGAGAAUUAUUCCUGGCGUACAGAAGUUAUAACGACAAAUGAUAUUUUUUUUUAUUUUCCAAUAAUGUCUGGAUUUUGACAGCGUUAACAUAUUAUUCCUUGAUAAUGACAGCGGUAAAGUGAUUGACUAGCACAUCAUGUGACAAAUAUUGUAGAAAUGACUUUUUACUAGUCGGUACAAUACAACCAAUUGUGUGUCUGAUGUUUGAUGAGUCGUAUGAUUAUCGAUAUUGUUAAUUGAUAUUUGUAUAUCACAAUCAGCUAGAAAAUAUAAAUGAUUUUAUUGAAAUAUUUCAGGUUUAAUUCCUCAUAGUUAUGUGAGAUAUGUUGUUAUCAAUUAAUUCCUGAUAGUGGCACUGUUAAAGUCGGUGAAACACUUAAACUACCUUCUGUGACGCUGUUCACAAUUUAUCUGUCCAUGACCUGUAUUUCUGUAAAACUACUUCUGGUUUCAACAAAAUAUUUCAAAAAUACAAUUGUGACUUUGAAAAUAUGUUAAGGUUAUUCAUGUGUGUCUGCCAUUCAUAGAACCUUGUAAAGGUCUGUUCUGUGGACAAGGAUAUCUCAACCCUCAAGAGUUUGUCUGGUGGUCAGAAAGGGCUUACUACGGAAUAAACCCGUGUCUGAGUAUCAUUCUCCCAUACUUAAAAGAACAGUUACAAAUUACAAGUUUUCAAAUUUGCCACAUGGUUAUCAUAUACACCUGUAAGCAGUAUCAUAAGACAUGAUGUCAUAACCCAGGGGAUGACGACGAAAUCACCCCCUACGGUAAAACGGGAGAUAAAUCUGUGAUCUAUGAAAAAAUUAUAUUUUGUGCAAAAUAAAUUAAAGUGAUCCCGUAGUAUGUAGAUACUGUUCGGUGGCAUUUUAUUUUUUUUACGAAAAUUUUGUUUUUAUCCACUGUACUUUGGUGCGAGAAAUUUUUUCUCCGAAAUAGAUUAAUACGCUUAAUACUGUAAAACUCUAUAUUUUCGUGGGACUCAAAAUGUGCAUUUUCGUGGAGAACUCUUACUCAAGAAUUCAACUUUUACUCUAAUCCAUGUCAUUUAUAUCUGUUUAUCUAAUUUUGUGGACACCUAAAUUCGUGGGCUAGGAAUAAUUCAUUUUCGUUUAAUGCUCUCUUCUAUUUACUUAAAUGUGUUUCCCAUACGACUUUGUUAUAUGUUAAAUAUUGUAUACAGUUAGGAAAAAUUCUCACUGUAUUGAUGAAGUAAAAUCUGUAGAUAUUUCAUACUGAGCUGGUGUCUCAGGUGAUUCUAGAUUUUGUUACCCUGACCAUACGUUUGCAUAUAUUAACGAUGUGAAUCAAAUAGGUAUGACAUAUUGGUCUUAGUAAGGAAUUCUUAGUAUGCAAUUCGGAUUUGUGGACAAUAUUUUCGCAUGAUUUAUUGUUUACUGGAAGUUCCUGUUAGAAAGAGUAAGUUGAAUUGUAUGUAAUGCUCGCUCACUGAGAGGAGAUGAGUAUGCCCUUUUGUUCCAUAACUGUCUCCUGUAUCCCCCUCAAAACCCUGCUGAUAAUUGUCUGAAAUAAGGAACGCAAGAGAAAAACAAUGUCACAAUCAAAAUUCGACUGUUUUUUCAUAGCCUAUUUUUGUAUCUGAGAAUUGUUAUUAAAUAUUAAAAAUAAUAAUUGA
Molecule: messenger RNA, 7018 nt
Organism: Ylistrum balloti
Lineage: Eukaryota; Metazoa; Mollusca; Bivalvia; Pectinida; Pectinidae
Product: solute carrier organic anion transporter family member 4C1-like
Exons: 12
Coding region: 377-2614 (745 amino acids)
Biological process (GO): transmembrane transport; sodium-independent organic anion transport
Cellular component (GO): membrane
Molecular function (GO): protein binding
Source: RefSeq, a predicted model, not a curated record